AGUUUAGCGAGGUAGCAGCUAGGCUGUGCUGUGCCAACAGCGGCUACAAAGAUGCACUCAGCUCGGGCUGUGUUCAACACAGAGGUCCAUGGCAGCUAGUAGCCUACAUGUUUAAUUCAGAGGGUGAACGGUUGUCGCGGUACGACACGGACACGGACGCUAGCAGAAAUGGCCGGCAUUAUAAAAAAGCAAAUUUUGAAACAUUUGUCAAGGUUCACCAAGAAUCUGUCCCCGGACAAGAUCAAUCUGAGCACACUGAAGGGGGAGGGGCAGCUGUCCAACCUCGAGCUCGAUGAGGAGGUUCUGCAGAACAUGCUCGACCUGCCGACAUGGCUGGCUGUUACCCGGGUCUACUGCAACAAAGCCGCCAUCAGGAUACAAUGGACAAAGUUGAAAACAAGCCCCAUCUGUCUGUUCUUGGAUAAGGUGGAGGUAGAAAUGCGGACAUGUGAGGAGCCACGUCCACCUAAUGGCCCCUCUCCUAUAGCGAUCACAGCAGGCCAAAGCGAGUACGGCUUUGCAGAGAAAGUGGUGGAGGGCAUGUCUGUCAGGAUCAACUCCAUCACCAUCAAGGUGCAUUCUCGUGCCUUCCACGCCUCCUUCGAGCUCUGGCAGCUACAAGGCAACAGCCUCAACCCCAAAUGGCAGCGCAGUGACCUCCGCUACACCCGCGUCACCGACCCAAAGAGAGGAGAGGUGUUGACAUUCAAAGAAAUAAACUGGCAGAGUCUACGAAUAGAGGCGGAUGCCAUAGAGAGUGAUGACCAGGACCUCGGUAGCACCCCGUUACGUCUCAUCACCAACCAGGGUCGCAUUCGCAUCGCUCUAAAACGCAGAAUAAAGGACUGUAAUGUGCUGGCAUCCAAGCUGCUUUUCAUUCUGGACGACCUGCUGUGGGUGCUGACUGACUCUCAGCUCAAAGCCAUCAUCCAUUACGCCAAAUCUCUCAGCGAGGCCAUGGAGAAGUCUGCCCAGCAGAGGAAGAGCAGGGCUGCUGAAUCCCUACAGACUGCUCCUCCAUCACCUGGCCUCCACAGCCUCUGGACUGAGCCCCCUCCCGCUCCUACCGGCACCCCCAGCAACAUGAGUCAAUACUUUGAUCUCUAUGAUGUCAAAGAGUCUUCAUACCACACCUUCAUAUCCCGCUUGGAUUUACACGUAUGCAACGACAGUUCUUCAAUGGAUGAAGAUGACGCUCCACCACCGGGCUUACAAGGUGCCAUGCAGCUGACAUUCAGGAAGCUGGGUUUCGACUACUACCCUGUCCACAGACCUGCUGAUGGGUGUCGACACUGGGAACGCCACAGCGGAGCCAUGGAGGCUCAGGCCCAGUGGGCUUGGAAACUGCUGCAGGAGUACCAGAGGAGACCAGAGACUUCUGGGUUCCCUGGGCCACAGACUGAGGCAGCCCAGCCAACCAAGGACUCCUCUCCAAAGACAGCACAAGACGGACAGUCCAGUCCCAAGUCGAGCCCCGCUGACACAGAGCAGCCGCCCCGCAGGAACUCUGUCCCAGCUCCUUCAAGGUCGUCUCUGAAGAGGCUGCGAUCCAGCUGUGUGGUGGUCAGGAUGGAUGACGUGGACAUUCACCAGGUGUCUACAAGAGGCCGUCAAAACAAGAAGACUCGAUCUUUAAUAUCCUGCAACCGUAAAGCUCUGAAUUUGCCAGACAACGUACCAGCAGUUCAUCUUGAGUUCACUGAGUACUACUUUCCUGACAACCCCACUUUCACAGUGCCCACCUCAAACCUGUAUGGCCAGCUGAACGGCCUCCAGCUCUGUGUAGACCCACCCAGCGUGCUGUGGAUCAAUUUGUUCUCCAGGGGUCUGCUGCACACCCUGGACCAGGUCAAAGCUUUCUACCAUUUGCAAGACAGCAGCAGGGCUGAAGAGCACGUAGACAUCCGCGUGGAUGCAUCACAGCUUAAGUUAAUAAUCCCCUUGGAUUCUUCCAUAUUGGAUCAUCCGGAGCGUCCACAGUCCCUCUCUGUUACUGUACCCCAGAUGGUUCUCAGCAACACCCGCCUCUGCCCUCAUGGCUCCAGAGCUGACCUCAAAAGCACCAUUGACAAGUUCUCUAGCUGCCCUUUUUUCCAGCUCACACCUCCCUGCUGCCCCUACCCCAGAGACCAGAGUGCCUUCCACCCCAUCCCAUCAGCCUUCCUCCAGCACUCUAAAGAGAAAGUGCUCCAACCUCUGGACAAAAAGCAGCUACGAUCGCAGGACGUCUGGUCUCUCAGUCUGUCCCGUGUGACCUUAGGUUUUGACGGAGCGCGGCGAUUCCCCAAAGGCAGAACUCAACCUUUUGUUGAGCCCUUCGCCAUGUCUGUGUGGAUGUGUCAGCCCGCUGCCUUUAAAAACGGAUCAUCGUCUUCCCCCUCCAGUCCCAGCACAGCCCAGCAGCCUUCCUCAGAGCAGGAAGAGGCUCCACAUGCCUCUUUCCACGUCUUGGCCAACACCAUCACUCCAGUGAAGAUGUGGCUCAACCACUACCAGUAUGUUGCCCUGCUGAGGAUGAAGGACGCCAUGGCUCGAUUAGGGGCAGAGUUGGGUCGGGAUCUACGAGACGUUAAACAGGCUCACGGCCAGAGGACAAAACCUACUACAGCUUGUGUUGCCCUCCUGGUGGACUCUACAGAAUUGGGUCUUUUGUUGCCGCCGGUGUCAACAGAGCCCGAUGAAGAAGUCCCCCACACUCCAGAGACUGAUAGCCCCAGCAUGACUGACUCUGACAUCUCCCCCACUCAUCACUCUGCAGUGCUGGAGGACAGCGGGUUAGAAAAUGGCAUCUCCUCCAUCAACACCGCCACUGCGUUUGAUCAGGAUGAACAGGACGAGGUGGUGGAGGAGGCAUGUGAGGCUGUGGAGGAGGGCUUGGACGGGGAUGGUUUGACAACACAGGAGGACACCCCUGUCCUCUCACCUCCACUCUCACCUGGACACUCCCCUGUCCUCUCCCGUGAACCGUCCAACUUCAGCCUGGAGGGAGAGCUGUCAAGCGCCAUCAACGUCACCAAGGAUGUGACCAAAGAUGCCAUUAGUGCCUCGCUGGACUUGACCAAAGGGGCGUUUUCAAUAACAAAGGACGCCUUUAGCAUGCUGAGUCGUGGCUCAGGGAUGAGCAAAUUGUUCAGUCCGCAGGCAAAGGAACAGGUCCAGCGUACAGAAGAGUCCUCCCCCUCCCUGGCUGCCAGCCUGCGCCACCAAUCCAUGAAGCAGUCGCCUUCCCAGCAUUCCUUUGAUAGUGCUAUCUUGGAUGGCAGCCUGCCUGACGAGAAUCUCUCUGUGGAUAGUGAUGUCAGCGACAAUUUUGUUGUUCUCAUGGACUCAGAGUCAGGUGUGGAGUCCAUGCGUCCCAACAACACUCCUGUGGGCAGUCGAGGCAGCCCAGCCCCAGGGACAGAGGGAGGGUCAUCAGCUGAUCUCAGCAGCUCUCUGUCCCAAAGUAUUGAGGACGUGUCUCAGGAUAUGUCCUCAGUUUUGUUGCUGGUCCUGAGUGGAACAGCCUGUACUAUGGAAGCAAAGGGAGAAGACCAAGUUGUUGCUGUAGAAACUCAGAGCGUGACCCCUGUGCAGUUGGGAACUGUCAGAGUAUCAGACCUGAUGGCCGGCCUCGUACAAGCCCCAGGCGAACAAAACCAGAAGCAGGACAGGCCGUGCAGCAGGGGCUCUCCAGCAGUGUGCAUGCGAGCAGAAAUGGGUCCGUGUGCAGCCCGACACUCUGCUCUGGCUGAGUCUCUGGGAUUCCUGGAAAUUAGAGUGCAGGACUGCAAGGCCGAGCUGUUUGCCUCCACUGUGGCCAACAUUGGGCCUUUUCUGGAAGAUGAGUUCAGUGUGGAUGGUCAGCCGAUGAGGUUACGCAUGAGAAACAUCACCAUCACUCUGAAGGAUGAUGGCCCUAAAAUCUACCCUACAGCCCCUCAACCUGUCCCAGCCUCGUUCAUUGUAGACGCACUGCUCCUCGAGCGCAGUGAGGAUGGCCUCAUGAGGCUCAAAGCUGAAGGUACCGACCCUGAAGCCUCAGCAGGUGUUCCUGUGGCCGACCCGGACAACUCAAACAGUUCCUGUUCUGAUCAACAGCAGAGCGAGGGACAAACCCUGGAGUCCCAGCUCUCUGAUGCCCAGGCUGCUCUCACCCAGGCCCUCAGCGACAGAGAACGCCUCCUUCUGGAAGUCAGGAAGUAUGACCCCACGUUUACCCUGUGAGCCUCUCUGUCUUUCACCUCUGAACCUGCUGCAUUGCUGCUCCGGCUGAGGAUCAGUGAUGGGAUGUAUCGGGCUGAAUGUCAGGAACCAGCAAGACUCAGUAAAAGCAUGUCCAGACAUUGGACAUGUUUGAAAAGAAGACAGAUCCGAGCUGUGGCUCUGGAUCACUUCCUACUAGCGAUAUCACACUGUUCAUGAGAUUAUAAAAGAGCCCCUAUAACAAGUACUAAAGGGGAACCUAGUGAACUAAUUUAUAGGUACAUUAAUGGUACUACUUUUUAUCUGGCAGUCUAGAUACUCCUCACUGCUCUACUUAACACAGAUUAUCCUAUUUAUCAUCCAACAGUGUGGACAGUAAACUCAUUGUGUGGUUUCAGUGUUUGUCACACAGCAUGCAAGUUUACAUUUCAUCAAGCUUUAAUUCUCUCCAGUAAAUUCUUGUGUUUCGGAAAUAUUAAGUUAAGCACAUGCCAAAACCUCCUCUUCACAUGCACUGACACUGCCAGACAGCUGCUAGUCCCAUCAGUCACUCCCUCUACGAAACACAACCUAAAGGGAAACGAGUGUAUGUUUCAACCUGGACCCAUUUUCUCCAUGUCUGUGUGUCUAAGUGGCUAAUGGAAACAGCAAUGUUGACACUGGUCAAGUAUUGACAGAGAGCGCUGCAGCCGGCAGUGCGAAACAAGCUGCAAUCUAACAGGAAUUUAUGGAUUGUUAAUUUAUGUCAGAUUAACAGUUAUGACAGGCUCAGAUUAUUAUUCAAAGUGUCUGACAACAUUAUGGAAAGGAUCCCUACAGAAACAGACCUUUUUGGUAAAGAGUAAGAUCCUUUUCCUUAACCAGGCACAAGGGGUGGGCGAUAUGGUCCUAACAUUAUAUCACGAUAUUUCAGGGAAUUUUUGCGAUAAUGAUAUCCUUGACGAUAUGACAAAUUAGCCAAAAAAAAGGUAUUAUUAAUUUAAGAACAUAGAAUUGCAACAAAAUAAGUGAUUUAGUUUUACAGUUCGCCUUCAAAUAUUCAGUAAAAACUAAACAAAAACGAUCUCUCAUUUCUUUAGUUUGUGCACAACAACAGUAACUCAGAGUGAGAUUCAGAUUCUGUAUACAAUAUUAAUAGUUCAACAAAAGAAAAUCUACCACAAAUUACACAUUCAAACAGCUCCCAAAUACAAAAAAUGUCCCCUGGGAUCUAUAUAUAUAUAAAGCAACAGGUCAUUUCCUUCUUUUAGUAAAAUCCUAAAUGACUGAGUUGGGGUUUUUUUUCCACCUGGACCUUUAUGCUCUGCCAUUUCUCCUCUAAUCAUCACGCUGUAACUUGUGACAGGCUGUUAUGAUACCACAACUAUUGCACAUUCACAUAUAUGUAGUUUUUUUGUUGAGCUGUGAGUGUCACGUAGGUUUACAUUAGGAAGAGACGCUGUGCUGCUGCCAGAGGAGCCACUGAAUGAGUUCCCUCUGAGCGGUAAGUUGCUAAAAGAGUCUGAGAAGUCCGGGGCUGUUCAUAAAACAUUCAGGACGCCACAGUUUAUUCCACACUACUGAAGCUGCUCCUCUUUUUGGAACCACCAUGGAGUCAGUAAUAAUUUCUCUUUCAGUUGCCAUGGGUAACAGUAUGAUGUCAAUAUAUCAACAAGUCAAAAUGUUUCGAGUAUCACAAUAUGAAUUGUUCGUAUCAUAUUAAAAAUUACACCAGUAUUAUCAUGAAUGAUAUGAUAUGACACUCUCUCACCAGACAGAGCCCCAAAAUACCUUUCACCAAACAGACCAGACUACAUUUUAAUAAACCAUAAUUUUAUCAUUGCAAAACACAUUUCAUUCAAAGUUAACAGACAUAAAACGAAAAACUCCCAAAAGCCAUCUUGGUUCAUCUUUCUACUUUUUAACAACCACAGCGUCUGGCCUAGUUGAAUUAAAGCCUUAAUUCACCCAGUUAGAUAUGAAAAUAUGCCGGCUCUAUACAGGCUAAAACUACAGUUUCUUUAAAUGGAGUCUGGUGGGUUCAGUGAUGGUGAUUUCCGGGUUUUUUUCUGGUUAAAAGAAAAGGUCUUUCUCUGUAACAAAAAGGUCUGUCUCUGUAGGGAUCCUUUCCAUAAUGCUGUCAGACACCUAAAAUUACAAUCUGAGCCUGUUAGUUGCAAAAACAAACACUUUUAGUGGAUGUAAACAGACGGUGCACAAAUGCCCCAAGUGUUUACAUUGCAGCCUGUUUCGCCUCUGCAGGCUGCAGCCCUCUCACUCAAUACUGGAUUAGCCUCAAAAAUUGUUACUCCCAUUAGUCAUUUAGUCACAAAAGCAUGACAAAAUAGAGGCUGGGUUGAAAAAAUACUGAAGUUACCCUUUAAUGUCAGGCAUGCUUUUUAAACAGUGCUAAUUCACAUGUAGCACAUUUAAAGGUAGACAGUCAUAAAGCUAAAUGGAGUUAGUAAUGUAGAUUACUUCUGUUAGGUGUGCGUUCCUUUUCAGUUUAAAGUAUUAUGACAAUAUUAUCAGCUGUUACUUGUGUUGUGAAAGGUAGGGAAAACAAUGCACUUUUUUUUUUUUGUAAGAAAAGCAAAACACUGCUUUCACCGAGAGACGGAUGCAUCUCUACUUCCACCUUGGUUGCUUUACCAGCGGGGUGGAAUGGUUACACUCUUAUCAAGUUCUCACUGUUCUCAAAAAGCGGGUCAAAUCAUUCCCCAGUGUUAUUUUUCUUUGAGUUGUGAAAAGUCGAUCGUUCUCCUUUUGUACUGUGAAACAAUGUGCUCUGUGGUCGGAUGUCCACUCACGACGACAUGCCUUUCGACCUCUCCCUUUGGCUGUGGAGAGCAGGGUGCACAGUAGCUUCAGUAUUGUAACAGGGUUAGUUUUCUCACUCUAACUCUCUGGUUUAAAGAUUAAACCACCUACCACAGUUAUAAUACUUGAUCUCAGUAAAACUUGUUUUGUAGCUUGCCAGGAAACAACUCAGACUGCUUGUGUUAUUACCUCUGUGCACAUUUGUCAUGUGUAGUAUAAUGGUCACGAACAUAUAUGUUUAUAUUUAUUUAGAUCUGUGAACAUGUGUUUUUUUUAGACCACAGUGUACUGAAGCCAUAUCAAUCAACACAAAUUACAUUUUAAAAAAAUCUGUAGUACUGAUCACGUAUGCAGAGUGUACACAGUGUGUCAUGUAAAUGACCAGUUUCACUAUGAGCACUGAUAUAUUUCAGUGUGUGUAUCCUGCUCUGCUGCAGAUUUGAUCUGAAGCCAGUUGCCUACAUAACAUUCAUUUUAUGAAUGCUCUCAUGAGAAAGACCUCUCUGCCGGCUACAUCUUAGGUGCAUAAGUUCUAUUGUUAAACCACUGGUUUAUCAUUUUAGCCUGUGGAGGUAUGUUAUCUAUCUUCAUGGCUGCAAAGCUGUGACAGCCACCUUUCACUCAUCAUUGUCCUGUUGUGUGCUGCGGAGCCCCCUGGUGGCUGGACUGGCCAGAGCACUCCUCAUUCAUUUAUUUUCUUUCUUACAUUUGGUUGCCUUGCAAGCUAUGAAUGACUGAUUUGCAUUCUUAAAGAGGAAUGUAAGAUAUUUAAGCAAUAGACAGACAGCUUAGGUUGAACCAAAAACACGACAAAGAACGGUACACUACACAUUUUGGAUGUGGAAUCUUUUUUUUGUCUUAUAAGACGACUAACGUCAAAGAAAAAUGUUUUACCCGUCCACCAGGUUAUAAUGUUUUCCCCUGAACUGCAUGUGUACUCCACACAUCCGUACUAUCAGUGUAAUAAAGCAGAGAAACUGCCCUUUAACCUCAGUAUAACUUAUAAUCGUGAUCUUCUCAGCUUUUGAUGUUUUUGUUUUUGCAUGGCCUUAGUAGACAAAGACACAGUGGUACGAAACUGAACGUCCCAUGCUGGAUGCAACAUGUAGCUGUUAAGUUUGUCCAGUUUCCCUCUCCUCUGUCAGGCCUCAAUGUUGAGUAGCAUCUCUAUUCUGCUGACAAACUGGUGCUCUGAGUUCCAUCUGCUCAUAACCAUGCAAACAGGAGAUGGACGGAGAGUGAAGCGAGACUCACUGCGACUCAGAUGUCUCUUUUCAUAAGACUGACCUGGCAAAGUGUUGCCACUGAACGCAGAUGCAUGUACUGAAGUUGUGUUGCGUAGUUUAUGCCUUGUGGAUUACUUGCACUCGUGUGAUAAAUUCACUGGAAAUUGCACUUGUUUCGAUGUGAAUCACUUCAAAGGAUCGCAGAGGAGUCCUUGUGAAAUCUUCCUGAGUGAUGCAAAUGUUGGAGACCCUGUGGACAGUAUUUUUGUCAGUUGUGUAGAGUUACAUUGACUUUUGUAUUGUCUUUAUCACUUCAUUGAGACUAAUAUAUUUGGUUCUGUGAACCAAAGCUAGUAUGUGGAAAAUAUUUUAAAAGUGAAACAAUAAAUGAUUAAUUGCUGAACACA
This is a messenger RNA of Epinephelus moara (kelp grouper), 8617 nucleotides long. RefSeq names its product bridge-like lipid transfer protein family member 3A (gene bltp3a). NCBI's taxonomy places the organism in Eukaryota, Metazoa, Chordata, Actinopteri, Perciformes, Serranidae. The record is from RefSeq and is a predicted model, not a curated record. The coding region runs from base 169 to 4206 and encodes 1345 amino acids. The transcript has 21 exons.